This is a messenger RNA of Argiope bruennichi, 1585 nucleotides long. Its product is annotated as zinc finger protein 235-like. NCBI's taxonomy places the organism in Eukaryota, Metazoa, Arthropoda, Arachnida, Araneae, Araneidae. The coding region runs from base 92 to 1156 and encodes 354 amino acids. The record is from RefSeq and is a predicted model, not a curated record. The transcript has a single exon. Gene Ontology annotation, cellular component: nucleus.
CUGUUCAAGAAACAAAGCAGAGGUCACCGCAUUAAUAAUAGAUUAUUAUAUCUUUUUGAUCAGAAGAAUUUCUUUUUGAAAUUGAAAAUUAAUGGAUGAAUACCGUUGUGAAUUUUGUGACAAUAUAGUGACAUGCGGUGAGAUACACCUUUGCAACUUUCAUACGUUUGACGAUACGUAUUCACACUCACAGACUUUUUCAGAGAAUACCUUUAACAGCGCACAACUAUGGACAUCUUAUGAUCGUUCAUAUUUGGAUGCCAUUUCAGAUACUCGGGUAAUUGGCGUUCAAACGGAAGAAAAUGCAUCUUUAAUGGUUUCUUCAGAAAAUGCUGAGUCUUGUUUCAGACAUGAAAAUGAUUUUCCCGCAGCUUAUAACCUUUCAUCAGCUGUCAUAGAAUCAACUGGUGUUUACGAGGAAAGGCAAAGAAUAUCAGGUGUAUCCGAUCUGAUAUAUGCGACAGGUAGUGAAAAAGAUGAGAUGUCAUGUCAAGAGAACAAAUGGCUGUCUCUGAAUACCGAUAACAAAUAUUUUAUGGAUUCUUUAGAAUGUGCUAUUAGAAGAGGGCAUUCAGAUAGUAGCAAUAUCUCUGAACCAAGAAAACUGAUUGUGAAUCCUGAUUUCCUACCAGAAAGAAAUGAACCAGAAAAUGGCAAGAUACCUGUCUCGGAGUAUGUAACUGAUGAACAUACUUCACUUGAAAUACACUCAAAUGUUUACAGUAAGAGCGAGAAUAUAACCAUCAACUUGAAGGAACAUAUUUCUUCUAUAACAGAUAACAAUACUGUGGCUGGACAUUCAGGGAUGUGCCCUCGGAAGAAGAAAUUUCCUUGCACAUUAUGUCCAAAGGAAUUCAAUGAAAAAUGUAAUCUCUACGUUCAUUAUCGAACACAUACAGGCCAAAAGCCUUUUGUAUGUGAAUUAUGCAGAAGAACAUUUACUCAGAAAGGAAAUCGCGAUAGACAUUAUCGAACUCACACCGGUGAUAGGCCUUUUGUGUGUGAUUUUUGUAAAAGACCUUUUGCUUCUAAAGAUAGUCUGACAAGACAUGUUAGGACUCACACAGGAGUAAGACCUUAUAAGUGUCCAGUUUGUGGAAAGACAUUCUCUUAUAGAAGUAGUUUCAAUAGGCAUGUCAAGAGAAUGCAUAAAUGAUAUCAAUCUGCAAUUUACAGAAAAAAAUUAUUUUACUCUUGUAUGAAAAUAGUUUACAUUCUUAACCAAAAUGAAACAAUUUUAAUUGAAAGUUGUUACUAUUUUAUUUUAAAACUACUGCUUGAUUUUAGUUAUUUUGACGAUGUGUAUUCUUGAGAUCCUAUCUUUUGAGCUAUUGUUCUUUUAACUGAAGAUUGAAAAUGAAAAUAUGUUUUCAGUUCAGAUGCAUUCAUAUCUGCUUAUGGUUUCAACUUUGUUUAUAUCUUUUUAAAAAGUUUUUAAUCCCUAGUUCCAAUUCUCGAGAAUUAAUAUGAAAAAUACGCGUUCCCCUAAUGCAAUUAUUCCUUGUGUUAACUUGAAUGCAAAAUUAAAUAUUUCCGCAUUUCGUUAUAUCAUGUUUCAUUUCCUGUUUUUCCCAGCAUUUGAGGU